Messenger RNA from Octodon degus (degu), 797 nucleotides. It is a transcript of the gene Anapc10, whose product is annotated as anaphase promoting complex subunit 10. Gene Ontology annotation, cellular component: anaphase-promoting complex. The record is from RefSeq and is a predicted model, not a curated record. The coding region runs from base 143 to 760 and encodes 205 amino acids. Gene Ontology annotation, biological process: anaphase-promoting complex-dependent catabolic process; protein K11-linked ubiquitination. NCBI's taxonomy places the organism in Eukaryota, Metazoa, Chordata, Mammalia, Rodentia, Octodontidae. The transcript has 5 exons.
GGAGAAGCCAGGCGGUGCUUAGGAGCUGAGUGUGAGUGAGGCGUACCUGCUGAGGUUCCUGAGAUCCUGAGACGUGGUAAGCAGGCCUGGAGUCUGUAAGUGCGCUUUCACCCAGCACAGAGAGGGGCACUAGUGUGAGUACAUGCCUUCUCGCCACUUCAGUCUCUUAUAUUCCGGGCUGGUGGGCCAGAAUAUUUUAAAAAUGACCACGCCAAAUAAGACACCUCCUGGUGCUGACCCUAAGCAGUUGGAAAGAACUGGAACAGUAAGGGAAAUUGGGUCACAAGCUGUUUGGUCACUCUCAUCUUGCAAACCAGGAUUUGGAGUGGAUCAGUUACGAGAUGACAAUCUAGAAACUUACUGGCAAUCAGAUGGCUCCCAGCCUCAUUUAGUGAAUAUUCAGUUCAGAAGAAAAACAACAGUGAAGACAUUAUGUAUUUAUGCCGACUACAAGUCUGAUGAAAGCUACACACCAAGCAAGAUCUCAGUCAGAGUAGGAAAUAAUUUUCAUAAUCUUCAAGAAAUUCGGCAACUUGAAUUGGUGGAACCAAGUGGCUGGAUUCAUGUUCCCUUAACUGAUAAUCAUAAGAAGCCAACUCGCACAUUCAUGAUACAGAUUGCUGUUCUAGCCAAUCACCAAAAUGGAAGAGACACCCACAUGAGGCAGAUUAAAAUAUAUACACCAGUGGAAGAGAGCUCUAUUGGUAAAUUUCCUAGGUGUACAACUAUUGAUUUUAUGAUGUAUCGUUCAAUAAGGUGAUUUAAGAUGGAGUAAAAAUGAUUAAGCAUGUUGUUUU